UACCUAUCUAUACGCAGUACUGUGAUCACAAUAGGCACCUUGAAACGAGGCUGACAGGGAGACAAGGAGACACGUUCACACAGGAGUUACUCAGGUGACUGGCGAGAAGGAGGGCAGUCACGCUAAGAGACAAAAGUUGUCGCUUCCUGCCUCCCACCUUCCGCUUCCCGCCUUCUCUUCCUCCGAUCGCCCGUGUCAUCUUCAACUCUCCCACAACUGCUUGUCAACAACAAAGCUUCCUUCCAUCUUGACGAUCUUGAUUCCCACCCCAACUUGAUCUUCCAAUACACCCCCUACUACCCGCUUGCGCUCAAUCGCUCAGUCUUACUCCUCAUCGCAUCGGAUCCUUCUUGAGCUCCUUCCGCCUAUUUCUGGUAAGGCCACACCAAUUGUCCUGGUCGGCGUAAUCGACGCCGACCGACUUCACCUUCCCAGCCUCCAUCCAAAGUCUUCCUCGUCCUUUCCUCCCCUCAAACCACCACAAUAUUGUUUGCCUGCAAUAUUCUCUUCAAUCACAGCUUCUUUCAGCUCUUCGCGCCAGAGCUCGCCAUUCAUCAGGUAGAGAUCGAACACUUGCAAGAUGCCGCCACCGCGCAGCCUUGAACCCGAUCGGGCAAAAGAGUUUGAAGAGGUGUAUAAUCAAUAGUAAGUAUCCAUCCCCUUCAGCAGGUCAUAAAGACUGACAGUAUAUACACAGCGCUCAAGAAGAGUCCCUAGAAGAAGCCAAGGGGUCCUUCCACGCACACGUUUUGGGCAAGGUUCUUGAGGAUGGGAAGGAUCGAUCUCUUUCCACUUCACAGUGGGCAAAACCACCAACACCUAAACGAAAUACCUUGCUUGUCAAUCGCAACAAUGUGAAAGAGAAUGAUCGACCUACUAUCCCUCGUACUCCCCACCCUGAUGGCUGGAUCCCCCCACACAUGAGACACUUGAAAGACGUCCCAUCCAAUACAGAAGCAGGUACAAGUAGUACUCCAUGUGAACCAAUGGCCAAGAUGGAACAAGGUACUGGUAGUGCGGUAGAGUCCGCUAGUCAAGACAAAGCCAUACCCUCUUCCAACUGGGCUAGUGUUGCUCCCGUCAAAGGUGAGAUUCCAGUCUUGACUUGCUGAGUUGGAUCAGAAACACUUGCUAACUGAUCUUCACAGUUCCGACCACUGUGGUUGAAGCCAAAGCUGGUGCCAUUGUGCGGGCAAAUGAUGGUGCUCGCAGAAAUGCCUCAAAAUACCUUCCGGCAUGGCUUCGAGGACCCGGUAUCGAAGAGGCUGAAGACGACUCGGACUCUGACAGCUCCAGCAAUGACUCUUCUUGCGAAGAAGAAAACACUGGCGUCUUACUCUGCAAGUCACCUGAGCCCCCGGUUGUCGUUAACUCAAGUGAAUGCCAUAAUGAAGGAAUCAAGAAGAUUUCCGGCUCCAAUCAAACUGGCGAAAUGGCGUCCUCGCUUAAGCACCCGAUUGCGGAGCCUAACAUCAACGCUAGCGCCCACCUUCCAUCUCCAGGAGACGCAGCCACCACUCUUAAUACGCCUGCAAAGCAGUCUAGUGCUGGUAUCUCACCAUCCAAGAUGGGUCAAGAACAAUCGCGUCUACUGUCUGAAAGACAGGCAUAUAAGCGAGAGCUUCACAAAAAUGGCGAAUCCUCAAGCACAAUCCCAGAGGUUGCUGUACGACACCCUCUCGCUACGGCGACUUCCACACAAGCGGGUAACCAAACGCCCACGGCAGCAAAUUCUCAGAUCUCAACCGGGCAACGUCCUGUCGUUCAACCACAAGUUCAAGGUGAUCGAGGUGAACAAGGCAAAGUUGCGAAACCUCCACACCUCCAAGCUGCUCCCGUCAAGCAAGAUGAAGCUGCAACUCCAGUCAAACCAGUUCGGCCAGUUCGGCCAGUUCGGCCAGUUCAGCCAGCUCAGCCAGCUCAGCCAGCCAAAGCUGCGGAGCCUUCAUGCCCUCGAGAUGCCUCCGUUGAGCAAGCUCAUGUAGCAACAACUCCAUCCCACCCGAAAGUCGAGCCAGUUGAGCAAGCUACAACCGCAAAACCAUCUGUUCAGGAUCAAUGGGGAGCCGGCCAAUUGAAGCUAGCGACCGCUGAAGAGAUUAUCCAGGCUAAGGCAAAAUUGCCAAUAUUUCAAGGAGGACGAUAUGGACACCAUACAUCGAAACAGGCUAUGGACAAAACACCUGUCAAGGCUCGUACAUCAGUUUGGAAACAAGUGAAACAAGAAGCCUUGGCUGAUGCCUCCCUAAGCAAGCUCAUUACCAACACUGUUCAUGAGCAAGUUGAGGUUACACCAAUGCUACCUCUCAGCCAAUUGAUUGCUAAGAACGGUCUUCCUCCCCCAGCAGAUGAAAUCGAAGUUCCUCCAGCAGGUUGUUUCGAGGUUCCUCAAUUUGAUGAACUAGGUGAUUUCGAAAAUCCUGAUCUUCCUGAUCCUAGCGGACCGGGAGGAUAUAGAGAGGGAUAUAGAGAGGGUGUAAGGGCCCGACAGGGUGAUCCACCAGAGGAUGAGCUGGGUGACUGGAGCGGCGGAUUCCAGCCACCUCCAUGUGAUUGGGCGAACAGAGCGCAGGAGACUGCAAAGAUGGAUUAUUCCUGGGUUCCCGACCACAUUGAUGAGUGGAGACAAUACACACCAUCAGGCCCUGCAGUCGCGAUUGACAUUAACGAAUACGCAGAGGAGUUUAAAGUAGGUAUGCCCAUCGAUGCUAUCAACACGUGCUUCCUGCCAACGAUACAUAUACGAGAUACAAGACCAGGUCAGUUAAACAUUCCGCUCCCCCAUUCAUGUUCACACACUAAUUAUAUUCAGACAAUGACAAUUGUGAGAACGAAGAGCGGAGAUUGAUCACAGCUGAGCAGAACAUUACCAGAGAAUCCAAGUUGAUGGCCAGUCGUCCAAAAGCUCCGCAGGUACCAAUUUGGAGAUUGUUUACUGGGAGAGAGGACGCUGCCAUGCGUGCUGUGGAGGAGGAAAGAAUGGCUAAUUACGUAUCUCCGCCAAAUCCAAAUCGCCCUAGAAUGGACAUGUAUCUCCGCCCAGCGACGGUCGAAGACGCAGCCGAAAUUGCACGAAUCUACAAUUACUAUGUCGUCAAAACCCACAUUCCUGAGGACCAAACACCUAUUUCGGCAACUGACGCGGCCUUCUUGAUUGAAGAUGCGAAGAAACAGGAAUUACCUUUCAUUGUCGCAAUCAAGGGAAGGCUACCAUCCUUUGGUGUGGAUGUGCUCGGCCGUCCUGCAAAACCCAGAAAGUCCACGCUACCAGCUUGCGAGAUUGUACUUGGUUGCAUAUGGGUUGAGGCCUACAACUUCGGUAUCUUGGGUCAACGAAACGGCAGAUCUCGUCGCACGGCUACUCUUCAAUUAUACGUCGAUCCUCAAUUCACGCGCAAGAAAGUGGGCUUCAGCCUUCUCGACCGCAUGCUCUUCACCUUGCACCCCCGAUACGGGUUUGAGGAUCAACACGCCUGGGUCAACGUCGAUGGAGACAAGAUGUACAUUCACGAGGGAUACGAUAAGCCAAACUUCCACCAAGUCGUGUUCCAGCUCCCAGUUCUAAGUCGGAAUGAUCCCAAUCUCGAAGGCGUGACCGAGUUCCUGAAGAACAAAUUCUGGAUCCUCGAAGCAGCUCGCAUGCAUAUGUUUGGUAGGACCCAUGCACUCAAUGGAGAGCUCAUUUCUUGGCUUGAUCUUGUCAUCUUCACAGGUAUUGUUUGGCAAGCGGAAAGUUUUGGCCAGAUCUACUAAAUCAUGAAUGAUCUUGGUGCCCUCCGAUCACCCCAAUGUCCCGCGACUCUCUGGUGCGUUAUGCUCAAUGGACGUGUGCCUUGGUCUCUCAGGUUUGCUCAUCGUCUAUGGUGGAGGAUCUCGUGCCGACCCACUUCCAAAGGAUUUACUUGAUCGAUGGCUUUACUUUCGAUUCUCUUUGCAAUCUUUCGAAUGGAUCACGAUCUUUAGUCACGACGUUCUGGACACUCGCCUUCUGGACACUCUCGUUGCUGCGGAAGACAUUUUUCAAACAAAGUACAGAUUGUUUCUUUCUUUCGUUCAAAAUUCAUGACAUCUCGGUCAUUUUCCCCGAUCAAUCAUAUUUGUCACUUUCUUCUCUUGUGCUUUACUCGCAGAGAGGUCUUCCAUUUGUGCUGGUGGUUAUUCCAUGGAAAGGGGAGAUUCUAGGAUCGUUGUUUUCCAUGGUGGAAGGCCUUGAGUGUGGUGGGCAUGUUUUCUUAUUGUGCGGCUGGUGUGAAGGAGCUGCUGCUUUCUUUUCUUCCUUUUUCAUUUUCAUUGGAGGAUGGAUUCUAUUGAUUGUUCUCACAUCAGGACUGGAUUUUAUUCUCGAAUGAAGCUUCUUCUUUCAUUAAGGGACGUAUUCUUUGGUUUACAUAUCAGGACUGGAUUACUCUCGAACGAAUCUACUUUCUCAUUAAAAAGGUGUAUGGGUGGACUCUAUCAUUUUCGUAACAGGGCUGGAUGUAAUUUACCUUCUUCCGGUAGUUGAAUUGAAAUGAUUUUUUCAAAAUCAA
Hymenoscyphus albidus is the source of this 4529-nucleotide messenger RNA. The record is from the annotation of a GenBank genome assembly. Lineage: Eukaryota; Fungi; Ascomycota; Leotiomycetes; Helotiales; Helotiaceae.